GGAGCCGGCUCGGGCCAAGCACGUGCCGAGUGCGACUGUGACACGCCGGCCGGCAGCGUGGGGAAUGACAGCGAGUUUCCUAUUCGACUAGCGACGUUUGACCGUGCAGCGAGUGCCCUGUUUGACUGUCUUCAACGACAGCCCCGUUUGACUGUGCAUAGCGAGUGUCCGGCUGUCUUCAACGACAGCACCGUUUGACUGGACAGCGUGUGCCCCAUUCGACUGUCUUCAACGACAGCCCCGUUUGACCGUGCAGCGAGUAUCGGCUGUCGUCAACGACAGUACCGUUUGACUGGACAGCGUGUGCCCCAUUCGACUGUCUUCAUCGAAGUCCCUGUUUGACCGUGCAGCGAGUGCCCCAUUCGACUAUCCUCCGCGACAGCGGGACAGCUGAGCUGUCGUUCGCGUCGUCUGCUGUGUUGUGUAAACAAGUCGUCUUGGAUGUGCCCUGGGAGAGAUGAGAUGACAUCUGGUCCACCGUCUUGCAAGAUAAGGCGGGCAGAACCACAUAAACGGUGGUGAUGGCCGUGGGCGAGCACACCAAGAUGAUGCCGCGGUCCCCAGGGGGGCACCCAGGCGGCCCCGGCCCGCGCAAGCCGGUGGACACCGCGUGCUGCGGGGCCUCCUUCCUGGCCGAGUUCUUCCACAUGUUCAACCUCGUCUUCCUGCUGGGCGGGCUGGCCGUGCUGGGCGUGGGCGCGUGGACCAUCUCGGACCACCUGGCGUACUCGGCGCUGCUGUCCACCGUGACGUACUCGCUGUGCGCCUGGGUGCUGGCGCUGGCCGGGGUGCUGGUGGUGGCCACGGCCGUGCUGGGCUGCGUCGGCGUCUGGCGGAGGAACCGCUGCCUGCUGCUCGGGUACACGUUCCUGCUGCUGCUCAUCUUCCUGCUGGAGGCCAUGGUGGGCGUGCUGGCCUACGUGUACAAGGAGAACGUGGAGACGGAGCUCGCCGUCAACCUCAACAAGACCUUCAUGAACUUCUACGGCGUGGAUCCCGCCAGGACCGCGGCCAUCGACCGCAUGCAGCGCGAGUACAAGUGCUGCGGCGCGCAGACGUACGAGGAGUGGCGGCGGUCCGUGUGGAUGCAGAGCGCGGGCCGCGACGAGCGCUCCAAGGUGCCGGACAGCUGCUGCAAGACGGAGGCCUCGGCCAGCGGCGCGCCGUGCGGCGCCUCGGACCACCCCAGCAACAUCCCGCACACCGGCUGCUUCCACCGCCUGCUGGAGGAGCUGCGGCGCCAGCUCGAGGUGCUCGGCGCCGUGGGCCUCGGGCUCAGCGUCAUCCAGGUGUUCGGCAUGCUGCUGUCGUGCGCGCUCUACAUCAAGCUGCGCGUGUUCGGCGCGGACGUCGCCGACUGAUGGCGGGUGGCGGGGGGCGACAUGCUGCUCACAGCGCGCCCGCCUGCCACGCCCGCCCUCAGCGCCCUGGUGCCGUCGUCCUCCGAGUCGGACACCACCGAGUCCACCAGCACCAU
Messenger RNA from Thrips palmi, 1477 nucleotides. RefSeq names its product CD151 antigen-like. Gene Ontology annotation, cellular component: membrane. The transcript has 5 exons. NCBI's taxonomy places the organism in Eukaryota, Metazoa, Arthropoda, Insecta, Thysanoptera, Thripidae. The record is from RefSeq and is a predicted model, not a curated record. Bases 522 to 1361 code for a protein of 279 amino acids.